Messenger RNA from Acanthosepion pharaonis, 870 nucleotides. The record is from the annotation of a GenBank genome assembly. Lineage: Eukaryota; Metazoa; Mollusca; Cephalopoda; Sepiida; Sepiidae.
AUGACUCGAGACAUGGAUCGACGUCGACGAGAAUGGGAAAGUGAAGUUGAAAACAUGCGCAAGGGGUUCUUUUCGUUGAAACCGAACGGCAAGUUUGACAGCAUCUCGAGCCGUCUCGGUGAAGAUUUCGGCUUGGGCGGCCCCAGCACUGCCGGCAGCAUUGGGGGUGGUAUGACUGGCGGUGGGAUUGAUUAUGAAGACGCCAUUGGUACCGUGGAGAAGGACGCCGAAGGAAAGCCUGUAUUUAAGGCCCGGUUUGAUGUGCGCGACUUCAAACCGGAAGAGGUCAACGUCAAAAUGGAUGCUGAUAAGAUCCAAGUUCAUGCGAAACACGAAUCAAAAUCCGGUGGAUCUUCAGUUUCCAGAGAAUAUUCCCGAUCGGUCAACAUACCGAAAGAUAUCGACCCUAUGAACCUUCAGUGUACCAUGUCCAAUGAUGGCAUUUUGAGUAUUGAAGCACCACUGCCAGUCCCAGACUACGGGGCCCUUAAAGACGGCUCUGCUCGGAGUCCACUUGGGCCACAGAUGACCAGUCCAAUGCCCUCCGGUCAGUGUACCCCACCGUCUCGUCCUCUUAUAGAAGAAAGAAGAUACAAAGAUGAGAUUGAUAUUGAAGAUUACAAACCUGAGGAGAUAACAGUAAAAACAUUGGAUCGGAAGUUAGUGGUUACUGCUCGCCGGGAAGAGAAGAUAGGAAACCGUACUACAACUCGUAAUAUGAGCAAAGAAUCCACAAUUCCGGAUAAUGUCGAUCCGAUGUCCGUUAAAGCUUUCUUUACCGAAAAUGGUCGUCUGCUAAUUGAGGCCACGUACAAAGCGGAUAUGGGAACCGGAAGUCCUCUCUUCCGCACAGAUUCUCCGCUGACAUGA